Molecule: messenger RNA, 919 nt
Organism: Empidonax traillii (willow flycatcher)
Lineage: Eukaryota; Metazoa; Chordata; Aves; Passeriformes; Tyrannidae
Gene: SPC25
Product: SPC25, NDC80 kinetochore complex component
Exons: 7
Coding region: 17-793 (258 amino acids)
Biological process (GO): chromosome segregation
Cellular component (GO): Ndc80 complex
Source: RefSeq, a predicted model, not a curated record
CCGGCGGGCCGGGCCAAUGAGCGGCGCGGUUGUUGCGGGGCGGGCCGCGCGGGCCGUUGGCGCGGGAAGGCGGCGCGGUUUGAAGGCGGGGUGUCACAGCACCAUGGCUAAUGCAAAGACAGAAGAUGAAAUAACGCUCUUUGAAAGAGAUAUGAAAGAGUUUUGGAUCGAGUUUAAAAGCGUUUAUGGCACUGAACAGAUCAAUCAGACUUUAACACUGAGAGAUUCGUGCAAGGAGGCUAUAGAAGCACUUUCAGCGAAAUGGUCCAAGAAGCUGAAAGAAGGAGACCUGAUGAUUGACAAAAUUCAGGAGUAUAACAAUGAGAUUCUCCAGCAGAACAAAUGUAUAUCAGAAAAGGAAGAGCAGUUGACAGAAAUUAAGCUAAAUCAAGAAGAAGAGCAACAGAAGAACUUGACUGACAGCAUCCAAGAGUUAAAAGAAGAGUUGGCGAAGCAAAUGGAAAUACUGUCUUCUAAAGACAAAGCUGUCAAGGAGAAAAUGGAACGACUGUGCAAGUCUAAAGUAUUGUUUGAGGAGUGUCUUGGAUUGGAGAUACGCAGAAUUCACAAUGAACAAUUACAGUUUAUAUUCAGACACAUUGACCACAAAGAUCCUGACAAGCCAUACACGUUUACCCUUUCCAUAAAUGAACAAGGAGAUUAUGAAGUGACUUCAUGUACUCCUCCUCUGGACUGUAUAGCAGAGUUCCAGCUCAAAGUGAGAGAAACUAACAAUUUUCCUGCAUUUGUUGCCAACAUCAGAAAAGCUUUCACUGCUUUAUCGUAUAAAUAGUCUGCAUAAAAUUAGCUCAUACCUCUCUUUCUAGCUGUAGAACACUCUUGUUUCCUUCCUGUGUUGUGAAAAUGUGUAUUUAUCCCUGUCUUACUCUGUUUUCUAAAUAAAGAAAAAUAAUGAAAA